Gadus macrocephalus (Pacific cod) is the source of this 4321-nucleotide messenger RNA. Its product is annotated as reticulon-4-like. Gene Ontology annotation, biological process: brain development; endoplasmic reticulum tubular network formation; neuron differentiation. The transcript has 9 exons. The coding region runs from base 279 to 3521 and encodes 1080 amino acids. Gene Ontology annotation, cellular component: neuron projection; postsynaptic density. NCBI's taxonomy places the organism in Eukaryota, Metazoa, Chordata, Actinopteri, Gadiformes, Gadidae. The record is from RefSeq and is a predicted model, not a curated record.
GACAUUGACGCCCAGUCAUUGGUCACAGGUGGCAUCGCUCAGGCAACCCCUGGAGCUGGUUGGCCUUUCCGGUUCCACGUUUCUUUUUCAGCCUCCUGCUGGGUGUCUGGUGUCAGAGCAGCCAGCGCCAACUCGGUUCCGUGGUCGUGUUGCGCACUUGUCUAACUUCGGUCUCCAAGGAAGGCUCCUGAGCCUCUACCGUUCAUCCAACUCCGACACCGGCCGAACAAGUGGGCACUCACCGGGAAACUUUGACUCUCGUAAAAAGGGGUUUGAACAUGGCAGACAGCGAGGAGCAAGUAACUUCCACCACUUCCUUUGGAGAGGAACGGAUCCACGGAGCGGACCUCAACGGAGCGGACGACGUGAACGAGGCCGCGGCCAUAGAGCACUUCAACGUGGACGACAUCGUGGACCUGGUAGGGGGAGCUCAGGACGCCAUCGAGAGACACAUAGCAGAGGAAAGUGCGCUCAAUGAAGACCCUGAACUGUUCUCCUCUCAGCCGGAACCAGAACCAGAACCGGUUACUGUAUCCGAGCCCGUAGACGUGUCCAUGCCGGUAAUAAGUGAGCCUGAGCCCGCGGCCGAGACCGAAGAGUCGACCCCGGUAUCUGACGGUGUGGUUCUGUCGUCAGAAGAGCUGGUUGUCGAACCAGAGAUAACCAGCCCCCCCACCCCGGAACCCAGCCUCCCCACCCCGGAACCCAGCCCCCCCACCCCGGAGCCCAGCCCCCCCACUCCGGAGCCCAGCCUCCCCAGCCCGGCCGCCCCCCCAGCAGCAGCCGCCGCGCCUCCGACCAGAGAAGAGGAACCUUCCGUCGCUCCGGCAUCAUAUGAACCUUCUCUUCCCAUUUCUCUGCCCACUUCUCUGAUGCAUUUCCCUACAGCACUGGGACAGAAGGGUGAGUCCCCUGCUCCCAUCUCUCCCCUUUCUCCUCUGCACUCUCCCGACUCCCUGGAGGAGCUCUCUCUGACAGAGAGUCCUAACCAGCCCCCCUCCUCCUGGGCUGCUGCUCCGCUGGGCUCCUCGUCCGCCGCCCCCCAGGGCGCUCCUUGGGGCGGACUGGAUGACGCAAAGAACCCAGUGGAUCUGCUGGACCCCCUAGCCGGGCCUUACCUGAGCUUAGGGAAGGACCCGGAACUCCAGCCCAACUUGUGUGAAGACAGCGGGGUCUCGUUCUCACCUGAAGAAAAGCCCUUUGGCUCCUCCGGCCCCUCUCCCACCCAGCCCCAGAGGAUGGUCCCAGACUCCCCCUCUCCCACCCAGGCCCAUAGGAUGUUCCCAGACUCCCCCUCUCCCACCCAGGCCCAGAGGAUGUUCCCAGACUCCCCCUCUCCUACCCAGGCCCAGAGGAUGUUCCCAGACUCCCCCUCUCCUACCCAGGCCCAGAGGAUGGUCCCAGACUCCCCCUCUCCCACCCAGGCCCAGAGGAUGUUCCCAGACUCCCCCUCUCCCACCCAGGCCCAGAGGAUGUUCCAAGACUCCCCCUCUCCCACCCAGGCCCAGAAGAUGGUCCCAGACUCCCCCUCUCCCACCCAGCCCCAGAGGAUGGUCCCAGAGUCCCCCUCCUCCUGGGAGACCCAGCUCCCAGCCUCGGAAGACAAGUACAGGGUCACCAUGGAUACAGCCCCCAUCGGCUCAUCCCGAUAUCAGGUAGAUCUCCAUAGCAACGAGUCUGACGAAGAGGAUGAUUUGAUGUGCGAGAAGAAGAAUAACCCGUUUGACGGCUUCUCCCCGCUGGCGGACGCGCCCUACUCCCAUUUUGAGGAGGAUCUGUCUGGCUGCAGGGCCACUAAGGUGUCUGAGAGUCCUACCCCAGACCUGGUCCAGUACAGGCAGGCCGGAGACCCCCUAGGAAGCCUGCCGGCGGCCUUUGAUGAGGGCAAACCCUACGAGUCGAGCAAAACUGCUGCGGAGGCCUCUGUUCAGCUGAUGAGUCAGUACUCGUCUGCUCUGAAAGAAUACGAUGAUGAUGAUGAGGAAGAAGACUCUCCUCUUCCCCAGUCCCUACCAGACCUCCUGAAGUCUUCCCCUCUGAACCCGGACAAACCAGACUCUGGUUCUUCAGAAGGAAGUCCAGAGCAGAGUCCGGUCCUGGAGCGUCGGAUGAUGGAGUCUCCCAACCCUCCCAUUAACUUGUCGGCCAUUAACCCCUUCACGUUGGAUUCCAAAGUGUGCCUGCUGAAGGAGAUGGCGGAGGCGACGGAGGCCAAGUUAGCUGGCAAACCCAAAGCAGGAGAAGACCAAUUUUCCGGGGCCUUUGACCUCGUCAAGGAGGUGCAGGAAGUAUCUCCCGCCCGGGCCCGAGAGGAGGAGCCAGUCCAAAUUGAGCAGAAGGAUUGGUUUUCAAGUAUCGAUUCUCCCAAAAUGCCUGAGAAAAUCCAACCACUGAAUUUUGAAAGCAAGAAAACCCUGGCUGAGGAUUCGGACUCUGAGUCCCCAACGGCAGACUCGCUGUCUCCGGUUCUGGAGGCCAUGGCGAAGAACCCGGCCAGCUUCCAGGUGGAGUCUGAGAAGGAGGUGGAGCUGGCAGACGAGGUCUCGGAGCACGAGGUCUCCUCUGAGGAGUUUGAGUUCAUCGAGAGGCCAGCGCGGGGUGUCAUGGAUGAGUUCCUGGAAGCGUUCGAUAAUUCAAAGUUUGCCUCCUCCAAGGUUCCAGAGAUCCCUCUGGAUGAUGAGCUUAGCUUUGAGAAGAAGGAAAUCACUUGUGCAAAAUUACCUACACCAAUAGAGGAGAAGGAGGUUCCCAGCGAGGGCUCCUAUCUUCUCCUCACCCAGGAGACCUCAUUAGCACAGAAGAACAAGGCAGAGCCGGAGAAGGUGGCUCUGGACAAGCCUCCAAGCCCAGCUACUAGCCCCCAGGCCCUCCCCAGCAAGCCCACAGAGGGCGUGGCUGAGAAGAUGACAGGGGCCAUUAGACUGUUUCAGAUGCCCAGCCUGAAGAUGGAAACAGUGUCCGAGCUGCUGUACUGGCGUGAUGUGAAGACCACGGGGGUGGUGUUCGGUGCGGCGCUGCUGCUGCUGCUGUCCCUCACGGCCUGCAGCAUCGUCAGCGUGGCGUCCUACGUUGGGCUGGCGCUGCUCUCCGUCACCGUGGCCUUCAGGAUCUACAAGGGCAUCCUGCAGGCCAUCCAGAAGUCUGAUGAGGGACACCCCUUCAAGCUGUACCUGAACCAGGAGGUGGCGCUUUCUGAGGACGUGGCCCACCGAUACAGCGACAUGCUGCUUUCCCGCAUCAACAGGGCCGUGGUGGAGCUGAGGCGGCUCUUCCUCGUGGAUGACCUGGUGGACUCCAUUAAGUUUGCUGUUCUCAUGUGGAUCCUGACCUACGUUGGUGCAUUCUUCAACGGACUAACGCUCCUCAUUCUGGGUCUGGUGGCCGUGUUCAGCUGCCCCAUCAUCUAUGAGAAGCACCAGGCGCAGAUCGACCACUACGUAGCGAUGGUCAGCGGCCGCAUCACGGACAUCGUUGGAAAGGUCCAGGCGAUGGUUCCUGGCACCAAACGCAAGGCGGAGUAGGGGACGGACGGAGAAGCAGAGGUGGUGGAGGAGAGGCGGUGGAGGAGGAGAAGAGGAAGAGAGGCGGAGGUUUUCAUUUGUCAACUUGUUCUGGGUUCAGGAUUGUUUAGUGUUCUUUGGAGAGCUGACCUGGAGUUUGAAUCCUUCAUCAAACCAACACUGAUCUGAUGCCUUGCUCAUAAGACAUUCAAAUCACCCGUCAUCGACCCCUGACCCGGGCCUGGUGCAUCCUGGGAGAUCCGGCCAGCUGGACUAUGUUUUAGUUUUUUUCCACCAAGUUGAGCAAAGAGCCGUUUUAUUGUGGUGGGGGGGGGGUGUUCAUGUUGUUGUGAAGGUGGGGUGUCUAGUAUUGUGGGGGGGAGGGGUCUACAGUGUUGUGAGGGUGGGGGGGGGGGGGGGGGGGGGUUGUUUUUUUAAGUUGAUGAUUUGACGUCAUUUGCUGAGGCGUCCCCUACCCUGGCUCCUCCCCUCCAACCUCUGGCCCUGUCUGAUUUGUCAGUGGGUGGGCAAGGAGGGGUGUGUGGGCGGGACUUCUACAUUAGCACUUCAUUCGCUUCUCAGUCCCAAGCUUGGGAUAUGUCAUCGCAGCCAUCGCGUAUCAAACAUUUGGUGAACUGGUUUACAAGCAUAUUAAAGUUAGAACAGUGUGGAGCCCAUAUUUAACGCUGCAACGUAACUCAAAAACUUAUUUGUUAUGCAAGUAUUUGUGAAUGAUGUUCAUACUUCACUAGUGUCCGUAGCGCCGUGUCUGUGGAAUGCAUUGUGAGACGUAAACGAUUACAAUAAAGCUUGGAAAAUGA